AUGGAUAAAUCGAAGACACGGCCUCUCAAAACUAUUCAUCUCAAGUCGCGUCCACUUACAACACACGCCCUGGCAUGGUCUUGCGAUGCCGAGCUUGCAGUUUCAACAGAUGACACCAUCUACAUAUUCCUACCGGAGUAUCCAAGUAGUGGUGGUCCAGAUGACGUAGCGGAAGAUGAAGAGUUGCAAAGCCAGUAUACGCUCUCUUAUCGCGCCUCAGGCUUGAUUCGCCCAGAUCCGACAAUCAACGCCCAGCUCUGUGCAUUUUCGGGCAUCAGAGUGGCAGGGCCUCCAGCUAAUGACGAGAACUGGUUCCCCGGAGUAGGAAGUGGCCUUGUUACAGGCUCAGGUGCUCCCAUCUGCCAGAUUGUAAGGUUAGAAUGGUCGCCGCACGGGCUUGGAUGCAAUCUUCGGCCCAUUCUGACGGCACUUUCUACAAGCGGAUGCAUCUACGCCAUAGGUGAACAUAUAGAUCGACAAUCUGCCAUGGUUGCGGGUAUGCGAGCCAGAAGUUUCAAGGCGUGGAAGACACUUUGGGGUCUUGGGGCCCAACUUCCAUUACCAGACACUACUCAGGAGGACGGUUACCGAAAUAUGAACGAACGUAUCCAGUCUUUCUCAUGGGCUAGAGAGUUUCGUGAAGGAAGGUGCUUAUUGGCGUACUGCAAUGACAUGGAAGAAGUUGCUGUAAUGGCAGUUCAACACUUCUCACGGCCAAAAGAGAGCGACCCCGAUAGCGAAGAGGCCCUCUGGGACAUUCGAGAAGUCCAUCGAUUCGAUGGCAGAGGUCGACAUACCAAGGAAGAUGCUGUGGAUAUAACAGAUCCGGAUUACGUUCCUCAUGGAAGCGCCUUCUCUCUGAAAUGGAGUCCUUGGUCCAACAGUAUGGGUAGACGGACAGCUAUACUGGCGUAUCUAGCCAAGAACCACGUUGGAUUCCGGAGAGUUACCAUCCUAGGGAAUUGGGAAAGGGGCGAACCCCCACACAUCGAGGUCGACAACGUAGACACGGCAGCUAUUUGCAUGUUUCUUUCCACAGAUGCCUAUGUCGAAUGGCAGGACCAGAUUGUAUAUGAUGGCGAUACUCCUACAGCUCGAGGCGUCGUCGCCACGCCCUUCGAUGUGAAGCCAUUCCAAGUUUCCUUGGUUGACGCCGAGCAGCCAACUGAUUCUCAUUAUACUUGGGAGUGCUCAACAACAUAUCCUAAAGAAGGCGAGAUGGUCUCAUCGAAUCCGAUCACCGGGCUUAUGGUCCAUGACCAAAGUGAUGUAAAGCCAGGACCUGUUCCCCAUUACUCUAUAGUUAGGUUGUCAGCGACUGCUCGAAAUCAAGACUGGUUCCAAACGAACCUCUCUACCGAAGAGGCCGCGGUCCCUAAAUGGGCUGCAAGAAUCAGAAGGCAGACAACACGAUUGGUGCCUAGAGCAGCUGCCCUAGAGGGCAUAGACUCUGAUUCAGAAGAUUCAGAGGAUGACCUAAUGGAAGAAGAUACAUCACAACUGCAAGUUCCAGAGGCAAGGUACCGUAUUUGGGGUCUGGCGCAUUCACCUGGUGGUGGAACAACGGCAGUCCUUGUGUCACGCUACAAUACUAUUCAUCCAGAGAGGAGGGCCCUCUGCAAGUUGAUGUUCUCCAGAAGGGAUGAAGAACGCGAUGAGGUAGCGGGUUCAGUUAUGUCAGUCAAGCAACUGACAACUGAAGGGCAGGUCUGGGAGUGGAUGUAUGGGAAUGGUCCUGAAGUGCUCGGAACUACAUCCACGAGCAAGAUUGCGCCCGAGCUGCAUAACACACCGCUUAGGGAGCAGUUCAAAGGUAUCACAGCACAACAACGCUGUGUCUUUUGCGAUGCGGCGCUACGUUUGGAAGAAGACGAGGCCAAAUGCGACAAUGGACAUAUGUUUGCCCGCUGCGCUUCGACUGGACUUGCUAUCAUGGCCCCAGAUAUAUCCAGAAUUUGCGCUGUGUGUGAGCUUCGAUGUCUUAAGGUCACGGAGUUGACUCGCAUUGCUGUAGAGAACUUUGGGCCAGGAACGAGGAUUGAAUCUUCUGGUGAAACUUGCGGAGGUUGCGGAGGAAAGUUUGUAGCCUAA
This is a messenger RNA of Fusarium coffeatum, 2091 nucleotides long. RefSeq lists its product as uncharacterized. Gene Ontology annotation, cellular component: transcription factor TFIIIC complex. The record is from RefSeq and is a predicted model, not a curated record. The coding region runs from base 1 to 2091 and encodes 696 amino acids. The transcript has 6 exons. Gene Ontology annotation, molecular function: histone acetyltransferase activity. Gene Ontology annotation, biological process: transcription initiation at RNA polymerase III promoter. Lineage: Eukaryota; Fungi; Ascomycota; Sordariomycetes; Hypocreales; Nectriaceae.